This is a messenger RNA of Aspergillus bombycis, 729 nucleotides long. RefSeq lists its product as uncharacterized. NCBI's taxonomy places the organism in Eukaryota, Fungi, Ascomycota, Eurotiomycetes, Eurotiales, Aspergillaceae. The transcript has a single exon. Bases 1 to 729 code for a protein of 242 amino acids. The record is from RefSeq and is a predicted model, not a curated record.
AUGGCGCCCAAAAUCCCCCUCCACAAAGUCGUCGCCUCCCUCAACACCCUCCCCAGGGAACUGGCCCACCAAAUCCUCAAUGACAUCCGGAUGUGGGACAUCCUGCGUCUUAUCUGCCACAACAACGCCCACAUCAACACCGACAUCCUCACGCACCCAACGCUGGGCCGCCUCUUCCACCACGAGACCAAGAUCCUCGACGAAGUCCGCACAUCCGCAGACCUGUACCGCACGAUCUGCACAGCCUACAGCCUCACCGCCGCACCGCUGACGUCGCCGCUGGCCCUAAAUGCCCAGGCCUUCCCGUCAGACUACAAGGAAAUCACCAAUUACAUGCACCACCGGAUCAUCGACGAACUAUAUCUCGAGCCCUGGAAGGCGGAGGUCCUGAGUCGCUAUGCUCCGCUCCCCGCCGUAUGGGAGAAAGGUAGCAUCGCCGGGGUAACAGCCGUGUGGAAUACCAUUCAAUCCGCACAGCAGAAGGUCAAUAUGCGGAAAGCUCGCCAGCUGCGCACGGCAGCGGACUUGCUCGAGGCCAAUCCCGAUGUCUUAAAGAAAAUGAUCGACCCCAGCCAGACGCCGCGGAAGAAUAUCCCGCAUAUUGUGCAGCGGCUCAGGGGCGCCGAAAGGCGGGUUGCGAGGCAGUCCUUGCUGCGGCGGGAUAUGUUGGCCGGCAUGUCGUGGUUUAUGUACGGUCAUUUCCCGUUGGUGCCGUUUGAUCGGGCGUAG